This is a messenger RNA of Protopolystoma xenopodis, 450 nucleotides long. The record is from the annotation of a GenBank genome assembly. NCBI's taxonomy places the organism in Eukaryota, Metazoa, Platyhelminthes, Monogenea, Polystomatidea, Polystomatidae.
CUUCUGCGGGAUUGGGUACGCCGUUUCAUUUCCAACCUUGUUGCCAACGCUCCGGGUGGCCUCUCUAAUUACCCUCCAUUGCAGUCGGAGUCGCGGCCCCGCUUGCCCGUGUCGGUCCAGCCAAGUAGCAAUGUCAAGGCAACUAGUCGUCUCCCUUGUAAUAGUAGUACUCUUGGGGCUGUCAUUGUUUCUUCGGCUAUUCCUACUGCACCAAUAUUUUCCUCAUAUGCCAGUGCCGGUAGUAGUGCUGGUUGCAAUGGUCACCGAGGCAACAGUGGUAAAGUUGGCGCAAUAAUCCCUCAGGCAAUUGUGAGAAAGACACGUCAUAAUCGUCUGCCUUUCGGUUCCCGAACACCUCCAGCCUUCUGGUUCAAUUCAGUAUGUCCACUGAUGCUUAUAACCAUAGUCACACCAUUUUCCUCCUUCACUCAUCUACUAACUAGUGAAUAG